GAGAGUAGGGCAUGCGCCUUGAAUCGGGUUACCAUCAAGUAUCGCUACCCCUUCCACGUGCAGACGACCUCAUCGACCAACUUCGCGGGGCCAGAUUUUUUUCGAAGAUUGACUUGCGAGGCGGUUACCACCAAAUUUGCGUGCAUGAAGCUGACUGCUCCAAGACGGCUUUUCGGAUCCGGUACGGGAGUUACGAAUACACGGUCAUGCCCUUCGGCUUAACAAACGCGCCUUCGACAUUCCAGUUGACCAUGAACGAAUUUUUUCGGCCAUUGCUGGAUCAGUGCGUCAUCCAUUUGAAGGAUUUGGAAGCGGUUUUCUCUCUCCUGCAGCAGAAGCGACUAAUCACCAAAGGCUCCAAGUGCGAGUUUCUCAAAUACGAACUGGAGUAUUUGGGUCACGUGAUUUCCAUCGAUGAUGUUAAAAUAGACUCCAAGAAGAUCGCGACAAUCCAAGAAUGGAAGCCGCCGGCUGAUCUACGCGAACUUCAGAGUUUUCUGGGGUUUGUUAAUUACGUCGUUUCAUUCCGAACAUGGCGGAGAGCAGCAGGCUGCGUUAAAAAGCUCAAACUUUUCCUGACGACCCCUCCAGUUCUUCGAAUUGCAGAUCCUCACCGUCCAUUCGAGCUCAUAACCGACGCUAACGAUCUGGCCGUCGGCACAGUCCUGUUACAAGACUUCGGCGAAGGCCUACAACUGAUCGCCUACAAGUCACGAAAGCUGAACCCGGCCGAGCGAAAUUAUCCUGUCCACGACAAGGAGUUACUCGCAAUCACAGCGAAACUGUUCCUCACGAACAUCGUGCUGCUACAUGGCAUCCCAUCGGCAAUCAUCAGCGAUCGUGACCCACGGGUCACGUCCAACUUCUGGACAAAAACCUGGCAGCAGUACGGCACACGUCUGCAUCUGUCCACGGCAUACCACCCGCAGUCGGACGAUCAUACUGAGCGCACCAAUCAAACGAUGGAGCAGCUGAUUCGCACGACAUGCACAGACCCGGCCCAAUGGGAAGACGCCCUUCCCUUGAUCAAGUUUGCGUACAAUAAUGCCCCAUCGGCCGCAACUACUCAGUCCCCGUUCUUCCUUAAUUACGGGAUAGAUCCGACAACCCCUCUAUUGUCACCGAUAGAAAAUCCGGCCCAAACCGAGGCCCCUUGGAUUUCCUUCACCAUCUCACCACCUCGCCAUCGAGCGCUGAACAAAAUCAGACCGCACGUCACAAUAUUUAGUAGCAAUUGCUCAUCUGCGCAGCCGUGCCCUCCCCACCUCCGUGCACCUUCUCGGCCCCCUCCUAGCGCCCCCAUCCUCCCGCCGCCUUUGGUGUCUCUUCGUCUUAGAUCCCCCAUUCCCCGUCACUCGUUAGUCGAGCGCGUCACCGCCAUGCCCGCACCCGGCAUGGGCGGCUUCCGCGACCUCGCUCCGCGCGCAAUGGGUGCUCCGGGAGGGGGGAUGAGCGGGGCGCUGAGGGACGGGGACGCGCAGGGAGCGCCGUUGCGGGACGGUGGGGGGUUCCGCAGCGGGGGAGCGUACAGGGACGCGGGGAUGGGCAUGAGGGACGCGGCAGCACCAGGUUACCGGGAGAUGGGCGGCGCUGGUCCGUUCCGCGACAGGGAGGUGGCUCCGGGGCACGAUGGCGCCAUGGCGGCGAGCGGCGGUGGAGGAACCUUGAACCGAUUGUCAGGCAGUGGCAGCGGGGGAAACCUAAACCGUCUAUCAAACGACACUGUAACGGGGAUGAUGACGUCAACAUCGUCCCCGCCUCGGUACCGCCCCAACGCAGCUGCAGGCGGGCCGGCGUUUUUGGGGUCGCCGGCCAUGAGCGACGCCAUGGGCAUGGGGGGAGGCAUGGGACCGCCCAUGGCGGGCGCGAUGGGGGGGCCGAUGGGGGGCCAGCGGCAGAAGCGGCGGGGCAGCAGCGCGCGGUACUACUACCAGUUGGUGGCGGUGGUGCGGCAGAACCUGCCUUAUUUGGUGAUCGCGCUGCUGCUGGCCGUCAUCGCGCUCAUGCGCACGCCCGCCCCCGCCCCCGCCGCCACGCCCGCCGCCCUCGCCACCGCCUCCCUCGCAGCAGGCGGGGCGGACCCCGCAGCAGCAGCGGGGGGCGUGGGGGGACUGUCGCUGGGGCUGAGUCGGUUUGGGCUGGGCGGCGGGCAGAAGACGAACCUGAUCAGCAUCCUCAAGGCCAACCCCGACGCCGUGGAGGCGCGCGAGGCCACGCGCAACUACCGGUUCAGGGAGCACGCGCCGGUGUACGGGCUGGUGCACUUCGCGAGCUACCGCAUGAGCGCCGUGAAGUUCGCCAUCGUGGGGCUGGCAGGGCGCGCGCUGAGGGAGUCGCGGAAGCUGGGCAAGUGCCUGUGGAAGGAGAAGAACGGCGGACACCGCGUCACCGGCACUCUCACAGCAUACUACCCGGGCGAGCACCACAACCUGCGGUACGAGGCGGUGGUGCUGGUGUGCGAGCUGGAGGAGUCCACGGAGGCGGACUACGGGGGGCUGCUGCUGGCGACGGUGGACAAGGAGGACGUGGUGGCGUACCUGGAGGAGGCGCACCACUUCCCCUCCGCCACGCCCAAGGCGCCCUUCAAGUACCAGCUCACGUACUGCUCGCCGCCGCUGGCGGGCAAGAUCAUCCCGCGGCGCAUGUACGAGUGGAUGGAGUUCCACCUGCACACGGCCGUCGACCGCAUGGUGCUGUACGACGCGGGCGGCAUCGGCGCGGCGCUGAUGGCGGUGCUGGAGCCGUACACGGAGCAGGGCUUGGUGGAGGUGGUGGACGUGCGCGGGAUCACUGCGUACGAGGCGUGGGAGAAGGGCCGCCUGCUCGUGCUCAACGACUGCGUGCAGCGCCACCGCUUCACCUCCAAGUGGGUCUUCUUCGCCGAGAUGACCGACUUCUUCUCUGCCGCCAACGGCGAGACGCUGCUCGCCACCGUCAACGCGUACGACGGCCGCCCCUACGUCACGUUCGGCAGCCGCUGGUGGUCGUUUGAGAAGUGCACCUUCUCGUCGCUCACAGAGCGCAUCGUGGUGCGCGGCGCCGCCAUGCUGGAGGGCGCGGGGGCGGGCGACGAGGGCAAGGCGGACGUGGGGGGGAUAGCGGAGGGCGGCGCGGGGGAGGGCGGUGUGCAGGUGACGGAGGGCGCGGAGAAGGCAGCGGUGGAGCAGCCGUGGGCGUUGGAGCGCAUGCUGUUCCGGUGGCCGCACAUCUACUGCACCAACAAGGAGGCGUACCCGCGCUGGGAGCUCUGCCUAGACUACCACGGCUUUCGCCGCGUGGCGGCGGACCCGCGGCAGGUGAUAGCGGUGCAGAUCCACCGCGUGGAGGUGCCGCGCAUGGGCGGUGUGGACGUGGACACGGACGCGGCGCGCUUCAACCACUUCCAGGGGCUGCUGGAGGACGAGCGCAAGUUCUGCAUCAAGAGCGUGCGCCCCGGCGAGCAGCUCGAGUGGUGGGUGCGCGAUCAGUCCCUGGCGCUGCUCGCACAGGAGGCCAGGCAGUCGCCGCGCGCCAAGUUCAAGACCAGAGGGGGCCAUGUAUUGGUGGACAUGACCUGAUGUUGUGGCACAUCUGUUCCAACAGGGUGGUUGUGGUGUCUGUUGUAGUAUAAUUUAUACUUACCAUUUCUGUAAGUCGUUUAUCGAUAGGUAGUGUCGAAUCCUACUGUAGAAGAUAAGUCCGUAGGAUGACGUCAGCAAAUACGGUAGCGCUCGUCAUAGGACAAUCGUUUUCAGUCACGCGAUCAGUCGCACCUCUUCAUUAUCAUUUAGGGCGCAUAGCGCGAUAGUGACGAACAGGUACAUUUGCGAACAGGUACUUUCCUAGAGCUAUAAAUCCUUGUUACGGUA
Messenger RNA from Closterium sp. NIES-67, 3848 nucleotides. NCBI's taxonomy places the organism in Eukaryota, Viridiplantae, Streptophyta, Zygnematophyceae, Desmidiales, Closteriaceae. The record is from the annotation of a GenBank genome assembly.